AUGAUGAAAUUCGUUAUCCUGUGUUUUUCGCUCUCCAAUACCCUUGUUGAGGGCUCAACCAAUCUAUUCGAUGGGUACAAGAAAAGGAGUGGUUUGAUUGCCGACGUGCCAGCUGCAAUCCUUUCCAAUGAAGUGGAAUUUCCUUUAGUUGGGCUCGGCGUCGGAAAUCUGCAAUCCGACAGGGUAGAGAACAUGAUUUACGAAGGGCUCAAGGGUGAGAACCGAAUUCGACUUUUUGAUACGUCUCAAGUGGCAGGGGUCGAUAAUGAAAUCAUCCAAGGGAUCAAAUCGGGAACUAAGAGGUUCAAAGAGGCGGACGGCAUUGAUGACCGUGUUCAAGUACAUCUGGUCACAAAGAUUCGACACACUUAUCUUGGAUACGAACGAACAAAAUUUGCUGUAAAGUCAAUUCUUCAAACGUAUUCCCCUGUUCUCAAAGACUCGAACAUUGACUUUCGGAUACAUUUUCUCAUUCAUCAUCCUCGGUGCAUUGACAGCGUUGAUGGGAUGGAUUGCGAAAAAGAUGAGGAUGAACUCCCAGGAAAAGUCAAACGGGUGGGUUCUGCACCACAUCUAGGUGAUGGAGAUGCCUGGAAAGAAAGCUGGCGUGCGUUAGAAGAUCUAUACAGCUCUGAUGACUACCCUGCAAUCUCCAGCAUUGGAGUUUCAAAUUUUUCGGUCGAGGAGAUGGACGAGUUACUUGGACUCUCCCGAGUAAAACCUCACCUAGUUCAAAUGAAUAUUUCAUCAUUGAUUGAGGAUACAACACUAGUGGAUAGAUGCAAAAUGCAUGACACCCACAUAGUGGUUUUCAACGUUAUGGAACACAUCGUCAUGAGGGCGGCGGGGACACCACGUGCUUUCAAAUCAGUGGCGUUGACAGGCGACGCCUUGUCAAACGGUCGGAAUGCUGCAAAUCCAGGGCAAAUUAUACUCAAAUGGCUGACUCAGAAUGGAAUUUCGAUCAUUCCUCGGACGCAUGAUUUGGAUCACCUUUCGGAAAACUCGGUUGGAGCACUUGCUAGGCUAUCAGACAUAUCCUCCAACGCCAACAUCGUCCUUCAGAAAGCAGUAGAAGCUAUACACAUGGGGGUGGACUUGGAUGAAGAUCCUCGGGUUCAAAUGAGCUUUUAUGCUUCGGACGGAGAUAUCUUUCUUUACAGGUAUAAGGAGAACCUAGCUGACCAAACAUAUGUUGCCUAUGUUGGAAAGGGUAAUUCCGCUAAAAUUUGGGUCAACCCCAAUGACACCUUCCGAGUAUAUAAUGCAUACGAUCCCAAACUAUUCAAGGACUAUGUGUUGUUGGAACAUGAUGGUGAUGAUCGCCACAUUGCUGUUGGAAGUCUGUGA
Cylindrotheca closterium is the source of this 1350-nucleotide messenger RNA. NCBI's taxonomy places the organism in Eukaryota, Bacillariophyta, Bacillariophyceae, Bacillariales, Bacillariaceae. The record is from the annotation of a GenBank genome assembly.